Messenger RNA from Yamadazyma tenuis ATCC 10573, 829 nucleotides. It is a transcript of the gene RPB7, whose product is annotated as DNA-directed RNA polymerase II subunit. Gene Ontology annotation, cellular component: RNA polymerase II, core complex; P-body. Gene Ontology annotation, molecular function: translation initiation factor binding; single-stranded DNA binding; single-stranded RNA binding. Lineage: Eukaryota; Fungi; Ascomycota; Pichiomycetes; Serinales; Debaryomycetaceae. The record is from RefSeq and is a predicted model, not a curated record. Gene Ontology annotation, biological process: positive regulation of translational initiation; DNA-templated transcription; transcription initiation at RNA polymerase II promoter.
UACUUAAUCUCUAAGGAUAACAUUUUCCAAAGAGGUCGAAGCAUCACUUUGUAUAUAUUGGCGGGCCCUCAAAUAAUAUCCUUCUGUUUGAUUCACACAAUUUACCCCCAUUUUUCUUGCAUCGAUUCCAACCAGUUUUCCAGCGUGACAUCCAUAGAACAACGUCGACACCAGCAUUUUCAUUCAACCAUCAAUAACCACAAAAAAUGUUCUUUUUAAAAGACUUAUCGUUGAAUUUAACCUUACAUCCCAGUUAUUUUGGGCCACAGAUGGACCAAUAUCUAAGAGAUAAAUUACUUAGUGAUGUUGAAGGAACAUGUACCGGUCAAUUUGGAUAUAUUGUAUGUGUCUUGGACUGUAUGAAUAUAGACGUCGGGAAGGGGAGAAUCAUACCCCUGUCUGGAAUGGCUGAAUUCGAAGUCAAAUACAGAGCUGUUGUUUGGAAGCCGUUUAAAGGAGAAGUGGUUGAUGCAAUUGUCACAACCGUCAACAAAAUGGGUUUUUUUGCAGAUGUUGGUCCUUUGUCAGUGUUUGUUAGCACCCACUUAAUACCUUCAGAUAUGCAAUUCAAUCCUUCUGCCAACCCACCAGCGUAUGUAAGUCAGGAUGAAAACAUUGAAAAGGGAUCAAAAGUAAGAUUGAAAAUUGUUGGUACUAGAACUGAUGUUAAUGAAAUCUAUGCCAUAGGAAGUAUAAAAGAAGAUUACUUGGGACCAAGUCCUAUGUGAUGAGAUAAAACAAAAACACAAUAGGUAUUUGAAAACAAAAAUAGAACCUUUCAUUUUGUAUUAUAAUAAGUUGUAUAUUUUAAUAUUACAAGGAUAUCAUG